Messenger RNA from Fusarium poae, 1941 nucleotides. RefSeq lists its product as uncharacterized. The transcript has 4 exons. Lineage: Eukaryota; Fungi; Ascomycota; Sordariomycetes; Hypocreales; Nectriaceae. Gene Ontology annotation, biological process: nuclear-transcribed mRNA catabolic process, nonsense-mediated decay. The record is from RefSeq and is a predicted model, not a curated record. Gene Ontology annotation, cellular component: telomerase holoenzyme complex. Gene Ontology annotation, molecular function: telomeric repeat DNA binding; protein binding; telomerase RNA binding. The coding region runs from base 1 to 1941 and encodes 646 amino acids.
AUGCAAGAAAUAUCGAGUAGAAAUUGCAACGGUUCUCUUGACCACAUCACUUCACAAUGGAACAUACCACCUCCUUUGCCCAUCUCCUUCCCCCCCUACUCUUCACUUCAGUGGUGUUAUUUCGUUGGGAUUAUUAUCCAGGUUGCAAUUUUGGUCACCCUUCUGGUGGUAUUGGCGGCGUCGCGUUUUGCAAAACGCCAUGAAGGCAAUGAAAUCUCGACAGAUCCUGAAAAGUCACAGCCAGGACAAGCUCCACGCAUCGAAAUUGCAGGUAUAGAUCCUACCUAUGAUGAAAAGCAUCAUGGACUAUUACUGGGUGAUAGUGUCGUAUCCCCGACUGGGAGGCCUCCCCUACCUUCGGAUGAAGAUGAUGACGACUCGUUCGAGAUCAUGGGCCAACCAGAGACUAGGCCGAUCUCUCAAGAUCAGCUCGUCGCAGAGGUCAAGGGCAUAUAUGCGGGGCUGGUCAUGGUCGAGACCAAAUGCAUUGAAGUUGAUAAUGCACAAUCAUCCAAUACCGAUGCCAACGCGAAGCUCAAUAACGAACAAUGGCAGGCGUUGAUUGCACUGCAUAGAACACUCCUCCACGAACAUCACGACUUCUUGCUCGCCAGUCAGCAUCCCUCCGCCAGCCCGGCCCUGCGCAGAUUACCUUCCAAAUAUGUGAUGCCUGCGCGCAUGUGGAGGCACGGUAUCCAUUCGUUCCUGGAACUUCUACGGCAGCGAUUGCCAGCCUCGCUCGAACAUAUGCUCAAUUUCUUGCACUUGGCGUAUAGUAUGAUGGCCUUGCUGUACGAAACUGUGCCUGCGUUCGAAGAUACUUGGAUCGAGUGUCUUGGCGACCUUGCCCGAUAUCGCAUGGCCAUUGAAGAUGACGAUAUUCGCGACCGCGAAGUUUGGAGACAUGUCAGCCGUCAUUGGUACAGCAAAGCGUCAGACACGGACCCCGAGACAGGAAGACUUUAUCACCAUCUUGCUAUCCUGGCAAGACCCAACGCAGUUCAACAGCUAUUCUACUACACCAAAUCUCUUUGCGUCCCCAUCCCAUUUUCCAGUGCCCGAGAAAGUAUUAUGACGUUGUUUGAUCCUCUGUUGAGCAACAGUCCCACCGGCUUGAAUCCAAUCGAUGCUUCAUUCGUUCGCGCUCAUGGUAUCCUCUUCUCUGAGAAGUCUUGGGACCAGCUUGAAGACUCUAUGAAUGAUUUCAAUAAGAAUCUGGAUAAACAUAUUGCCAAGUCCAAGGAGGGAUGGAAGGAAACAGGAUAUUACAUUGGCAUCUCCCUUGCUUGCUCUCUCCUUGGUUACGGCGCCGAAUCCAAUGUCAUUAUGCGAGCUCUUUCCAAGAAGCCCGAGGGGACAGAUGCUGCUAUGGAUGGAAGUGCGAUUUCCGAGACCAUGCCGGAUGAGAGAUUCAGGCAGGCUUACAAGUUUGGAGUGGCCACUAUUGAGACGGUACUUGAUCGUCAGGGAGAUGUAAACACGUUACCUUUUCUGCACACGAUUUUGAUCUUCAUCCACUACAUGACCCGACACCCUGCGGCCAUUAACCACUUGGAGGAUGAAUUUCCUUGGAAACUUACUGCUGUAAUGCUCAACUCUUUGUUAGGAUCUUGCGAGCCUGGAUACAAAGUGCAAAGUCACACAAUGCUGCUUGAUAGUGAUCAGUUGACUCGCCCCUUACCAGAAGACUUCGCAAUGAGGGGGCUGCUCUACGCAGAGGGCUAUCUUCCUCAGAAACGGUUCCGCAAUGACAGAAUCGACGACGACGAGAGAUACUUUGAACUGGAGUACAUGGCAGAAGAGCGAAGGCACCGGAUUCUUUCUUUGGGGCUCAGCAUUGCUACUUCAGGCCGCUGGCUGAUUUGGGAUGAGGCAACUAGCCAAUUCUCAACGCAGCCAGAUAUUGAACCGCUCGCACAGGCAAAAUGCGAAAGAAUAUGA